GUCAAAAUUAUGACGCAAGAUGUCAAGUAUUCGUUUAAAAGAAAAACGGGAAACUAGUUGUUUGUAUAAAGUGUUUCGCCUCUUUUUUUGCUGUAUAUCGUCGCAGGAUCUUUUAGAAAAUGUCACUGAUACCAAAAACAGUGCAGUUCAAUGUAAUAUUCCAAUCACCCCAACGGAAUUUCAGAACUUUUACAUAGAUAAAGAGAAAAUCCAAAGGGAUUUGCAACCUUCUUUGGAAAAAUUGGAUACUUUGAUCAGUACUUUAAACCAACUUUAUAUAAAGGAGACAGAAAGGGUGAAAGAUAUGGAAAGAAUGAUAGAAAACGUUGAAGAAGAUACUAACGAAACAAUAGGUGAACAAUGUAAAAUAUUAGAUCCAUUCUUUCCUGAAACUACACUCAAUUCCUUACCCGUUAUUCUUCGUAGAUCUUUUUCAGAAUAUUCCAGAAGAAAAAAUGUAAUUUGUAAUAAAAAUAUACGCGAAAACGCCGGGAGAAAAAUCACUAUUCUACAAAGCAACUUCUCUCAACUUUCGACAAACUUUGGACUGUUCAGUACAAACAUUUCGAACAAUUUGACGACCAUACAAACAGAUAUGAACAGUUUGAAACAUAUAUUCGAUAAUAUCAAAUGUAUUAUGGUUAAUGAAGAAAACGGGUACGUUACUUUCGCUUGUGGUGGUUUUAAAAACUUAUUUUUGGAACCGAAACAAGCUUGCUUAGUUGGAUCUAAAGAUCUCAUCGGGGCGAAAAUAAGCGUCGAGAAUUUUUGUAGGUUUUAUAAGUUAGGACAAAUAUACGACAGAAAAUCUAAAAGAAAAAUAUUAAAAAGCAAAAUUAAAUGAUUAAAUAAAUUCGAUUC
This is a messenger RNA of Diorhabda carinulata, 861 nucleotides long. RefSeq lists its product as uncharacterized. NCBI's taxonomy places the organism in Eukaryota, Metazoa, Arthropoda, Insecta, Coleoptera, Chrysomelidae. The record is from RefSeq and is a predicted model, not a curated record. Bases 20 to 844 code for a protein of 274 amino acids. The transcript is spliced from 2 exons.